Ascoidea rubescens DSM 1968 is the source of this 2053-nucleotide messenger RNA. It is a transcript of the gene CDC16, whose product is annotated as anaphase promoting complex subunit CDC16. The transcript is spliced from 4 exons. The record is from RefSeq and is a predicted model, not a curated record. NCBI's taxonomy places the organism in Eukaryota, Fungi, Ascomycota, Saccharomycetes, Ascoideales, Ascoideaceae. The coding region runs from base 187 to 1920 and encodes 577 amino acids. Gene Ontology annotation, biological process: cell division. Gene Ontology annotation, molecular function: protein binding.
ACUCCCUCCCAACAUGACUCGACGUUGGCCAUUUCCCCAUUGCUCACUGCCUCCACCAGAAACCGCCAGGUGAACAGCAUCUUUUCCACUCCCAUCAGACACAACUUGUCCCAGAAACCGAUUAGCUCCAAUCUUGCGAACCAGCACCACAAUCGCAACACAAUUCAUGCCAAUCUCUCCUUGAACAUGAUGAAAAUCUCGUUGAGCCAGCCAAUUCUUUCCCAGGCCGACAAAUUGAGGUUGUGGAGACAUGAUGCUUUGAUGCAACAUCACUAUAAGACUGCUGAGUAUAUUGGCGACAAAAUAUUGGCCUUGACAGACGAUCCAAGCGACGCCUUUUGGCUAGCUCAAGUGUACUAUUCUGCUGGAAACUAUAUCAGAGCCUAUCAGGUCUUAUCAACAAAGGAGUUGUCACAGAGCAUAGCGUGCAGGUAUCUAUCUGGUUUAUGUUUGACAAAAUUGAAUCGAUGGGAUGAUGCUUUGGAUGUGAUAGGUGAAUCAAAUCCUUUUAAAAGAGAAGACAAUGUUCAUAACAAAAACUAUGAUGGAGGUGUGAAGCUAGAGGCUUCAAUGUGUUACCUUAGAGGCAUGAUAUAUGCAAACCAAAAUAACUUUGAUAGAGCAAAGGAAUGCUAUAAAGAAGCAGUUCAAGUAGACGCCAAAUGCUUUGAAGCGUUUGACGAAUUAAUCCAUAACAACUUUCUUACUGCCCAAGAAGAAUGGGACUUUUUAAAUACUUUGGAUUUUGAAGAUGCAAAUGAUAACCAAGAAUUAGUAAAAUUAUUAUACAUUACAAGACUAAACAAACACUAUAAUAUUCCCAAAUUUGAAGAGGCAGAAAGCAUAUUAAAAGAAGAAUACAAUCUAACCAAUAAUAACGAUAUACUAUUGUCAAGAGCAGAUUUACUUUUCAUUCAAUGCAAAUUUCAAAAAUGUCUUGAAAUUUGUGAAAAAAUCUUAAAAAAUGAUGAAUAUAAUGUUUCAAUAAUGCCAAACUAUUUAAGUUGCUUACAUGAAUUAGGCGCAAAAAAUAAACUAUUUGCAAUGGCUCAUAAAUUGGCCCAAAAUCAACCAACUUUAUCAAUAAGUUGGUUAGCUGUUGGAAUUUAUUAUCUUUCAAUAAAUAAAAUAUCAGAAGCAAGAAAAUAUUUCUCCAAAGCUUCAAUAAUGAACCCGAAUUUCGGUCAGGCUUGGAUAGGUUUUGCUCAUACUUUUGCCGCUGAAGGUGAACAUGAACAAGCAAUAUCGGCUUAUGCUACUGCUGCAAGAUUAUUCCCAGGCACUCAUCUACCUAAUUUAUUUCUUGGAAUGCAAUAUCUCCAAAUGAACAACUUGACUCUAGCUGAAGAAUACCUAACUACUUCUUAUCAAAUUUGUAAUACCGACCCGCUUCUAUUAAAUGAAAUGGGUGUAAUAUAUUAUCACAAGAAUGAUCUUAAAAAAGCUGAAUAUUAUUUUUUGAAAGCAUUCAGCGCUUCAAGAAAUUUAAAUUCAGAUUCAAAAGCUUGGUUAUCAAUUCAUGCAAAUUUGGGCCAUGUUUAUAGAAGAUUAAACUCAUUUGAAAAAUCUCUUGAAUGCUUUAAUCAAGUUUUGAAAAUUUCUUCAAAGGAUGCAAACGUUUAUUCUGCAAUUGGUUUAGUUUGUUUAAAAAUGAAUAAAAUAGAUAAAGCCAUUGAAAAUUUACAUGAUGCUUUAGCUCUAGCUCCAAGUGAUCCGGUAGCAAAUGAUUUAAUGAAAAAAGCAUUGGAAGAAAACUCAAAAAGCUCAAUCAAUAACUCUCAAAUAGAUUCAUUAUUAUCAAAAAGAAUUUCCUCAAAAGGAUUUAUUGAAAAUAGUGAUACAAAAACCCUCGCAAAAAGUUUAAUACAAGGAGAGCAAAGUAGUGAUGAAGAAGAUGUAAUGGAUAUUGAAACCGAUUAGUAACAGCUUCAUUAUUUUAAAUAGCUUAUUGCUUUAAUUUAUAGAAAUUUAAUUUGAAAUAAUAGAAAUAAAAACUAAAACUAAAAAAAAAAUGUAUUAAGAGUCAAAUAAUAAAAAGAAACACACAAAACCU